This is a messenger RNA of Polistes dominula (European paper wasp), 2973 nucleotides long. Its product is annotated as sodium-coupled monocarboxylate transporter 1. Gene Ontology annotation, biological process: transmembrane transport; sodium ion transport. Lineage: Eukaryota; Metazoa; Arthropoda; Insecta; Hymenoptera; Vespidae. Gene Ontology annotation, cellular component: membrane. The record is from RefSeq and is a predicted model, not a curated record. Gene Ontology annotation, molecular function: symporter activity.
AUUAAAAGGUUUGUUAAUACUUUUCAAAAAUAAUUGUCUUUUUAUGAAUGAUUACUUUUAGUUAUGCAACUCUGCGGUCCAUCGAUGUUAUGACCUUCAAAUGAUAUGGUGCUGUCGUAAUAAUUUCGAUGUUAUUGUACAUUUACGAUGCUUAAUAACAGAAAAUAUAAACUUAAUGAUUAAAACUUUUUAAAUAUUAUAGAUAUAAUUCGUAUAGGAAGAAAACCAAAUAAACGUGGUUAGAGUUUCUUAUUAUGUUUCCAAUAAAUUGAACUACGUUAGUCAAACAGCCUUGGGUGGCCGUGGACCGCAAAAUUUGAAUCAUAUUUAACCCGCGAUUUCAAAUCAUUAUGUUGUUUAUUGUCGAAUGAAUAUUUAUAGCUCAUUGUGUUAACUAUUCUUUGAUGUUGAAAACUUGUAACAGGAAGAAUUGUGGGCCCCCCAAUCUGACCGAAUAUAUACCCGUACUACUACUACUAAAUUUAGGUCAUAUUAUCCACUUGUGAUACCCACGAAUAUAAUACCCCCCAGUCGUUUAAGCGUAUGUACUUAAUUCUCAUUGUUCGCUUAACGAGAAAAUUGUCGCAACGGCACAAACUUAAUGUAUGUAAUAACGCCAAACCACACAAGAGCUUUUGGAUUAUUCUGGGGCUUGGAAUACAUGUUAGUACGUCUUUGCCAAAGGAUGGAUUAGGUUUCCUCCAUAAUUUGAAGUUUAGUGAUUUGACAAUGUUACAAGAAUUCGGUUCACUUUAUUGUCAAUUGGUCAAACAUUGUUUAGUUAUUAAUAUUCAAGAAUAAUAUCUAAUCUUUUGUCAAGAAAAUUAACAAAUUUUGAAGACAAUUGUAAAAUUGAUAAUUCAUCAGAAAUAUGAGUAUUGUUAUUUAAUUAAAAAUAAUAUUUAUGAACAAAAAGUUGUUGUUAAAGUAAAAGGAGUACAAUUUUGAUCAAAAUUAAUGUAACUACGUAUUAAAGAUCAUCUUUCUGUGAGUAAAAAAAAAAAGAAAAGAAAUUUAUUGGAGCGCGCAGAAAUAUCAAAAGGACGUUAUUAAACUAUAUAAAUACUGUCCUGAUAAAAGAUGACUUCGGAGGACAGUUCGGAUGAACUGUUGACAAAAUGGGUUCAAGAAAUCCCGACAGUUCAAGAAAUUAACAAGUCCAUGCAAACCUUUGCUAUUCCGGAUUAUACCGUUUUCGUCUUAAUGCUUUCAGCUUCUGCUUUCGUUGGUAUUUAUUUUGGUUUCGUAAAAAAGAUUUCAGGAGAGGAUGAAUAUUUGGUCGGCGGUAGAAACAUGAAAGCAUUUCCAAUUGGUUUGAGUUUAAUAGCCAGUUUUAUAUCAGGUAUAUCUUUAUUGAGUAUACCAACUGAGGUUUAUGUUUAUGGUACUAGUUAUCUUUUCAUUUCUUUUGGAUUGAUUUUUGCUGGCCUUAUCAUGUCAAAAAUAUUUCUACCUGUUUAUCAUGAUUUAAAACUCACUAGCACGUACGAGUAUCUUGAAAGACGUUUCGAUAAAAGAACACGAUUAUUAGGAUCUAUCCUCUUUUCCAUCAGUAUGAUAGUCUAUCUACCCAUUGUUAUCUAUGUACCAGCAUUAGCUUUAAAUCAAGUGACUGGAAUUAAUGUCCAUAUCAUCACACCUUUUGUAUGCAUCAUCUGUAUUUUUUAUACUUGUAUGGGUGGAUUAAAAGCAGUGGUCUGGGCUGAUUUUAUUCAAGCUUUCGUAAUGUUUGGAUCGAUGCUUUUGAUCGUGAUCAAAGGCACUUCAGAUGUAAAUGGAUUAUCGGUUGUAUUAGAAAGAAAUCGGGAUUCUGAUAGACUCGAAUUUCCAGCUUUAGAUUGGAGUCCUAUGACGAGACAUACAGUUUGGUCGCUUAUAAUUGGAGGAUUUGUUCAAUGGUUGCAAUCUUUGGCAAACAGUCAAAGCAUAAUUCAACUUUUUCUCGCACUACCUACUUUGCAAACGGCUAGAAGGGCACUCUGGUGUUUUAUUAUUGGAGUUUCGUUAAUCGUGGGAACGUGUGGAUAUGCAGGAUUGUUAAUAUAUGCUUGGUAUUAUAAAUGUGAUCCUCUGACCACGAAAUUGGCUGGUACAAAGGAUCAACUUUUACCUCUUUUAGUUAUGAACGUUUUGGGAGAUUAUCCUGGAUUACCUGGUUUAUUUGUUGCUGGAGUAUUCAGUGCUGCUCUCAGUUCUUUAUCAACUGGUUUGAACUCUAUGGCAGCGGUCGUAUUAGAAGACUUUAUUAAACCAUUUCGUAAGACAGGAUUCACUCCUAGAAUCACUGAUAUUAUUAUAAAAUGUAUAAUUAUUAUCACAGGAAUAAUUUGUGUGGCUCUUGCUUUUGUCGUCGAAAAAACUGGAUCGCAUGUUUUGCAGUUAACUGUCAGUCUAAAUUCUAUCACAAAUGGUCCAUCUCUUGGUAUUUUUACUAUGGGGGUUCUAAUGCCUUGGGUAAAUGCAAAGGGUGCUCUCAUUGGUGGUUUAGCUGGUUGUGGUUUUAUGAGUUGGAUCACUCUAACAGCUCAAACAGCUAUAGCUACUGGAAGAAUGAAAUUCGAUGAAAAACCUGUUAGCAUUGAAGAAUGUACGUAUUCAUUUCCUCAAGUAGAAAAUCUCUUUUUAUUUACACCUUCUGAAACAAUAUUGAACGAAGAAGACAAGAAUUUAUUUCCGGAGCUAUCGGCAUUGUAUCGUAUCAGUUAUUUAUGGUAUACCGUAAUUGGUACUUUGGUUACCUUGAGUAUUGGUCUCAUAGUAAGUAUUAUUUCUUCCGAGGACGUUAACAAAUUAGAUCCUAUGUUAUUAGCUCCAUUCAUAAGAAAGUUCCUGAGAUCUUCUAACAAAGAUUUACAACAAACACAGAAUACAAAAACCAAUCUCAAAGUUGAAGAACAAGUGGAUACUGAAGAUGAUAAAAUAUUGGCAGUGUCAUCGAUAUGAACAAUGAUUUAGUUAUUUAAGAUUUAUUUA